UAUUUAGAAACUCUAUUUGCUGAAUAUUACAAAUUGAAUCAGUUCUAACCUUGAGCAAAAGUGUAAAUGGUUGGAGUAUCAGUAUGUUAUACACUAUACUAUACGAUUUAUAUCUUUGAUAAAGAAAAGAGUUGAAUUCUUCGAUGUUUUUCUGAAUUAUGUGAUAAGAUAAUUCUCUCUUAAUCUGAUGACAAAUGACACAAUUGUGAGUGCUUGAAAGGAAUAGAUUGAUAUUUAUUGCAAAUAAUAACGUUCUUAGGGAAAGGUAAAUAUUGGAAAAAUAAAAGCUGAUAUAAUUUUGGCAUCAAUAUGGCAGAAAAGAGCGGUGCAAUGAAAUUAGCCAAACUUCGUGAACUGAUGGAAGCUGUUCCAAUUGGUGGUAUUAAAGGAAAAGGUAUCCAAGCAGUGCUUGUAAAUUCAGAUGAUGCUCAUCAGUCUGAAUAUUUAAGAGAUAGAGAUAAGAGAGUACAGUUCAUAAGUGGUUUCACUGGAUCUUCUGGUUUUGUCAUUGUUACACCGAAUAAAGCUUUAUUGUGGACAGAUGGAAGGUACUAUUUACAAGCUUUGGCAGAAUUAGAUCCUCCAGAUAUGUGGACAUUGAUGAAGGAAGGAUUAUUAGAUACCCCAACAACAGUUAAAUGGUUGGUUUCUAACUUACCACCAAAAUCUACUGUCGGUGCAGAUGCUAAUCUAAUGAGUUACACAGAAUGGGUUUACUUACAUACCAGUUUAACUGCUGCUGGACAUUGUCUGAUUCCGCUUGAAGAAAAUUUAAUUGAUAAAGUCUGGGGCAAUGAGCAACCUGUUGCUACAGGUAAUAUUGUUCUACCACAGUCUCUGCAAUUUUCGGGAUGCACUGCAGGAGAGAAAGUUAGACUAUGCAGGGAAGAAAUGAAUAAGAACGAGGCAAAAGUACUUGUGAUUACAGCUUUGGACGAAGUAGCAUAUAUUUUGAACUUCAGAGGAUCUGAUAUACCUUACAAUCCUGUUUUCUUUGCUUAUGUGAUUCUCACAUUAAAUGAUCUGCAUCUGUUUAUCGAUAAAAGUAAAGUUAGUGAAAAAGCUCAACAACAGCUAAUAGAUGAAGGGGUAAACGUAGUUUAUCACGCGUAUGAUGAUAUAAAUGCAUUUCUAAAGGAAACUGCAGUUGCUAGCAAUGAAAAAAUAUGGAUUAGUAAUGCUUCAAGCUAUGCUUUACACGCUAUUUGUGAGGAAGUAAAAAAGUACAGUGCUAUCACGCCGAUAACAAUUAUGAAGGCUGUAAAAAAUAAUGUUGAGGUGCAAGGAAUGAAGGCUGCACAUAUACGUGACGCUGUUGCACUUGUAAAAUAUUUUGCAUGGCUGGAAGAUCAAGUUAAAAAUAAGAAGGAAACGAUUACAGAAAUAUCAGGGGCGACACAGCUGGAGAAAUUUAGGAAGGAGCAAGAACACUUCAUUGGACUCAGUUUCCCAACAAUUUCCUCGGUUGGACCUCAUGGAGCAAUAAUCCAUUAUCUACCAACAAAGAAAACGGAUGUGCCAAUUACAGACAAAGAAUUGUAUCUUUGUGACUCUGGUGCACAGUACCAAGACGGCACCACAGACGUUACAAGAACUUUGCACUUUGGUGAUGCAACGAGCUUUGAACGUGAAUGUUUCACAAGGGUAUUCAAGGGACAGUGUGGUCUCGCUACAGCCAUCUUCCCUUUGAAGUUACAAGGAAAUUAUCUUGAUUCGUUUACCCGUGAAAACUUGUGGAGUGUCGGUCUUAAUUAUCCUCAUGGUACUGGUCAUGGAGUAGGUUCGUAUCUAAACGUUCACGAAGGGCCUAUUGCCAUCUCUUGGCGACCAUAUCCAGAAGAUCCAGGUCUACAACCUGGCAAUUUUGUUUCAAAUGAACCAGGCUACUACGAGGACGAAAAAUUUGGCAUUAGACUCGAAAAUAUAGAAUUAGUGGUAAAGGCAAAUACCCCAUACAAUUACAAGAAUCGUGGCUUUCUUACUUUUGAGACUGUUACACUGGUGCCUAUACAGACCAAGUUACUUGAUAUUUCCUUAUUAAUGGAUAACGAGAUCAAAUACUUGAAUGACUACCACGCGAAAUGUUUGAAUGUUCUGGAACCUCUAUUGCAAGGACCAGAAAAUGCUCAAGCGCUUGAGUGGCUACGAAGAGAAACUCGACCAAUUUCGAAAUAACAAUUAGUUAUUUACCGAGAAACAAAUUCCAUAAUAAACUGUUUUUAUAUUUAA
Molecule: messenger RNA, 2229 nt
Organism: Megalopta genalis
Lineage: Eukaryota; Metazoa; Arthropoda; Insecta; Hymenoptera; Halictidae
Product: xaa-Pro aminopeptidase ApepP
Molecular function (GO): metalloaminopeptidase activity
Source: RefSeq, a predicted model, not a curated record